Harpegnathos saltator (Jerdon's jumping ant) is the source of this 1787-nucleotide messenger RNA. RefSeq names its product syntaxin 7 (gene Syx7). The record is from RefSeq and is a predicted model, not a curated record. Gene Ontology annotation, cellular component: membrane; SNARE complex; endomembrane system. Gene Ontology annotation, biological process: intracellular protein transport; vesicle-mediated transport; vesicle fusion. The coding region runs from base 439 to 1269 and encodes 276 amino acids. The transcript has 6 exons. Gene Ontology annotation, molecular function: SNARE binding; SNAP receptor activity. NCBI's taxonomy places the organism in Eukaryota, Metazoa, Arthropoda, Insecta, Hymenoptera, Formicidae.
GGUGUAUAGAGAUAGAAAUGAGGACGGAUCUCUUUUACACGCACGUUAAUAGAAUCAAGUUCAGUUAUUCGACGUAGCAUUUAAUUAAUACAUGUUUGUGUAGCAUCAUUAGAGCGAAGUAUCUGUCUCGCGAAGCGUUAUUGAUUAACACGAAAAAAUUUUAGCGUUUGUCGUGCGAUUUCUCGGUUGACGGAAGUUCUUUGCGCGUAGUGACGUGAGCUGUGUGCACAUAUAUAUGUUGCUAGAAUACUCACAAGUAGGAAUUUCUCGCAUGCUAAUUUUGUGAAUCAUCAAUCAGUUAUUACACGAAAAAGAUCGACCUAUUGGGCGUUUUGUUGAUAACUGCGUAUAUUAAGAAUAAAUUAUCAUUCCGUGAUAAGGAUACACCUUGUCGUCUUUGACGAAGUGUCAGCGCGAGCUUGACAUAGAUUGUUCAAGAUGGAUAUUGGGUUCUCAUCCUAUCAUAAUGGUGGCCCUGCCAGGGAGCAAGAUUUUGGUAGAUUAUCCCAGACUAUAGGUACUUCGAUAUUAAAAGUAUCACAGAAUGUAUCUUCUAUGCAGAAAAUGGUCAAUCAAUUAGGCAGCUCUACUGAUUCUCAGGAAUUGAGAAAUCAGCUACAUCAGAUACAGCAUUAUACACAACAGUUAGCAAAAGAUACCAGUGUCCAUUUGCGAGAUUUGGCUAUAUUAGCGAAUAACUCUGGCUCUACAAGCCCUGGUGAACAAAGACAACGCAAAAUGCAAAAGGAACGCCUUCAAGAUGAAUUUACGAGUGCAUUAAAUUCUUUUCAAGCUGUACAGAGGCUAGCUGCUUCUAAGGAGAAAGAAAUGGUCAGGAAGGCUAAAGCUAGUGCAGGUAUUGCUCCGUUUGGAGAAAAGAAACAAGAGACACUCAUAGAAUUGCAAGAUAGCAAAACAUACACAACUGAUAAUACACAACCGAAGAUGAUGCAACAUCAACAGCAAGAGCAAUUGAAUUUGCGUCUAUUGGAAGAGCAAGAAGCUAGCAUCAGGCAGUUGGAGAGCAACAUUAGCGAUAUUAAUCAAAUCUUCAAAGAUCUUGGAGCUUUAGUGUACGAUCAAGGAGAAGUGAUUGAUUCUAUAGAAGCUUCGGUGGAGAGAACCGAGGUGUCGGUUAAUGAGGGUGCAUCUCAAGUGAGGCAAGCAAGUAUCUAUCAAACCAAAUUACGCAAGAAGAAGUGCGUCCUUAUAUUGAUCGCGGCAGUUGUAUUGUCGAUUCUGAUUGGAAUAAUAGUUUGGCAGAGUUAAAUGCACACACUGUACAGUGUGUUGAUACACGUAGUGCUAAGAAAGACUGCUGCUAAAUAUACAGAUUGCAAAAUAUUCAGCCUCAGUAAUACACACAUUCUUAGUGACGUUCCUCUUUGACUUCAGUUAUUUUCAGUAUCCAGAAAGUACAGACAUAUUUAAUGGAGAUACAUGCAAAGAAAACGUGAGAAACUGACAUCCUAAAAAAAUUGAGUCAUUUUGAUUGUGAUAAUCAUUGCGAUGUGAGUUCUAAUUUGCGAGUAAAGUUUAAACGACACGUCUGAGAUUGCCAUGGUCCAUUUGUAUGUUUCAGUACUUAUAUAAAGUGCAUAAUAAUCCAUUCAUAUGAUAAACAAGUACACGUGCGCGCACUCGUACAUAUAAUGAUAAAAUAGGCGAUAUAAUGCGAAUGUAUUUAAUAAAAGAAAGCGUGUAUGUAAUAUUUGUAUAUGGAUGUAAAGUACUUUAUUGUCCGAUUGCGUAGAUGAAUAUAUGACCGUAUGCGUGCUUAUAAAAUA